UAUAUGCUUAGAAAAUAAAAUCCAUUUCUCUGUCGUCACCACUGAGCCAAAUGACAACUGUUUUUCCAUUAUUGAGUUCUCCCUAAAUUUCCCUCAGCUCACAUACUACGCCACCCCCACCCCCAACCAACACCCCCAUCACAAAAACAGAAGCAAAAACAAACAAAGUUACAAUUUUGAUUUAAAAAAGUGGUAUUUACAGCUAAAUUUAUAGCUACAGAUGGAGGGUCUGAGAAUUUUGAGGAGCUAUUAACAUGGCUGAUGGCCAACAACCACCAUUUUUUAUGAGGUAUGAGCAGCUAAGCUUUUGAAUAAAGAAAGGGGCCAAUAAAAAACUUGUUUUAUACUCAUCCAGCAAGUUACUACUUGUAUUUAUUAUUAUUGUGGAGAGAGAAGAAGAAGAAGAUUGAUUGUGUCGGUGCUUUUAAGAUAUUUGCCUUUUCAUUUUUAUUUAUUUUAGGAGAAUGAAAAAAGAAUUCCUUUUUAGAAAAUCAACGUAGAGUAUCCACAACCGCAUCCCAUAACCUUUCUUCACUUCCAGCUUUUGCCUUUUUCAUGGGUAUUCUUUCUCUCUCUGUUAUUCCUCCUAGUCAAGCUCUAGAUUACAGGGAAACAAAAAAUUUGUAAUUAAGCCCCUGUAUUUUCCCAUAAUUAUAGAAUCAGAGAGAAAGAAAAGGAAGAUAUAGAGGGUAAGAGGAAGAUGGAGGUGGGUGGUGGGGGUCAAAGUGGAGGAGUUGCAAGUUCAGGGGGGUGUUGUGGCGCUAAGAGAAAAAACGAAAGGCCUUACAAAGGAAUAAGGAUGAGGAAGUGGGGAAAGUGGGUUGCAGAAAUUAGAGAACCCAAUAAGCGUUCGAGAAUUUGGUUGGGCUCGUAUUCAACGCCGGUGGCGGCGGCACGGGCUUAUGAUACGGCGGUGUAUUAUUUACGCGGGCCUUCGGCCCGGUUGAAUUUUCCUGAGUUGUUGGGUGGUGAUGGUGGGCUUAAUGAUUUAUCUGCUGCUUCAAUUCGUAAAAAGGCCAUAGAAGUUGGUGCCCAAGUUGACGCGGUACAGAAUUCACUUGCAACUCAUCACGACCACGACCACGACCACGAAGAAAAAGUGCAGCGUGAGACUGCAAGCCCGUCUGAAUUGAAGCCAUGUUGGUUUCAGGAGAAGCCCGAUUUAAACAAGAAGCCCGAGCCCGAAGACCCAGAACUGGAUUACUGGUAAUAUUUAGUUACAAUAUUAUUACUGAUAAUAAUAGUAGUAACUAUGCUAGUGUAAUUUUUUUUUUUUUGUUUUGGGGAAGAGGGGGUGCAUUGGUAAGAAUACAAGCGCCGCUCCAGAUUGUCUUUAUUCCUAGCUGGUAGCCUAGGAUUGUUAUAUUCUCAAAAGUAUCACCUCUUUAUUUUAUUUUUUACUUCUUUUUAAGAAAUUCUUGAGCUCAAACAGUUUUGAUGUUGUAAUAUGUAAAGGUGAUUUGUGUUAAUAUUUUGUCUUUCGCAA
This is a messenger RNA of Nicotiana tabacum (common tobacco), 1486 nucleotides long. RefSeq names its product ethylene-responsive transcription factor ERF011-like. The record is from RefSeq and is a predicted model, not a curated record. Gene Ontology annotation, molecular function: DNA binding; DNA-binding transcription factor activity. Lineage: Eukaryota; Viridiplantae; Streptophyta; Magnoliopsida; Solanales; Solanaceae. Gene Ontology annotation, biological process: regulation of DNA-templated transcription.